Messenger RNA from Syzygium oleosum, 668 nucleotides. RefSeq lists its product as uncharacterized. The transcript has 5 exons. Bases 1 to 426 code for a protein of 141 amino acids. NCBI's taxonomy places the organism in Eukaryota, Viridiplantae, Streptophyta, Magnoliopsida, Myrtales, Myrtaceae. Gene Ontology annotation, molecular function: RNA binding. The record is from RefSeq and is a predicted model, not a curated record.
AUGGCUCCAGUUGCUCUAACUAUGCUCGACCCUAAGUUCUGGACAUACAGACCAUUUUCUGAAAUGAUGAUACGUGCAGCUGCAGAUGAUGUUCGAUUUCGCAAGAUGAUGGAGAAACUGAAUGCACGAUCCUUGUGGUAUCUGGCAGUUGGCAGUGCUCUUUAUUGUCGAUGUUUUUGUAUCAAUGACAAUAAGUAUGCUGAUUUGCCAUCUUUGCCACCGAUUCCAGAUGACAUAUCAGCAGCGGAAAAUGCUGCAGAGGAGGAAAUCGUCUCUGUUCUUGAUGUUCCACCCGGAAAGAUGGGACGUGUUGUUGGAAGGAGAGGAGCUUCAAUAAUGUCUGUUAAGGAAUCUUGCAAUGCUGAAAUCUUGAUUGGAGGUGCCAAAGGUCCACCUGACAAGGUAUUCAUCAUAGGACCAGUAUAGCAGGUGAGGAAGGCAGAAGCCAUACUGCGUGGGAGAAUGAUGGAUCUGUAACGAGAGACGGCAGUUGCAUCGCUUCUCUCAUGCAUCAUCUUCACUAUUCAUGACAAUCAUGGCUUUCGCGGAUAUUGGAAUUGGCUGUUGAAAAAAUUGUGCUUGUUCUCACUAACUGUAUAGUGAAACGCUUCGGUUGCUUUUCUCUUAACACCUUCUCAAUCAAUAUGCAUACACAGAUUGAUUCCAAA